AUGUCUAAGUCGACGUCAGUGUCUACCAUACUGUAUCUGAGGCAGAGGUUGCAGGGGCUGAAGAUAUAUGAAACUUCAGAUCUAAUACAGCACAUCAACACGUUCGAUGAAUUAGUCGGUGAACAAGUGUCCGUGGAUGUGAAAAUUGAGGAAAAAACUAAGGACAUGAUCUUGUUGUGUUCUUUGUCCCCUUUGUUAACAACACUUACUUGUAGCAUGGUGAAGGUUGCUGCUUCGUUACGCUUUCCAAACGAGCGUUGGCUCGAAGUCAUAACGAAGGAGCCUAGAGCUUUUGUUUACCAUAAUUUCUUGGCUCUCUUCUUUAAAAUUUGUAAGACAAACGAAGAAUGUGAUCACUUGAUUAGCCUCGCGAAACCUAGUAUGGCGAGGUCCAAGGUGCGCAAUGCGUUAACUGGACUUGGUGAAGAAAGCAGCUCACGGACGAGUUCAGGAACUUUUAUUAGAAGUGGACAUGACAAAAUCGUCAAAGAGAUUGAGAAAAGGAUUUCAGAAUUCACCUUCAUUCCUCAAGAAAACGGAGAAACGCUUCAAGUUAUCAAUUAUGAAGUUGGGCAGAAAUUUGAGCCUCACUUUGACGGAUUUCAAAGAAUUGCUACGGUUCUUAUGUAUCUCUCGGAUGUUGAUAAAGGCGGCGAAACAGUUUUCCCUGAAGCCAAAGGAAUUAAAAGUAAAAAAGGAGUCUCUGUUAGACCGAAGAAGGGAGACGCUUUACUCUUUUGGAGCAUGAGACCCGACGGGUCUCGAGACCCUUCGAGUAAGCAUGGUAAGAGGCAUUGCCUUUCUCUAAACUUGUUUUAA
Molecule: messenger RNA, 819 nt
Organism: Arabidopsis thaliana (thale cress)
Lineage: Eukaryota; Viridiplantae; Streptophyta; Magnoliopsida; Brassicales; Brassicaceae
Product: 2-oxoglutarate (2OG) and Fe(II)-dependent oxygenase superfamily protein
Exons: 5
Coding region: 1-819 (272 amino acids)
Cellular component (GO): endoplasmic reticulum membrane
Molecular function (GO): iron ion binding; oxidoreductase activity, acting on paired donors, with incorporation or reduction of molecular oxygen; L-ascorbic acid binding
Source: RefSeq, marked reviewed